Messenger RNA from Drosophila arizonae, 1923 nucleotides. It is a transcript of the gene Ir56d, whose product is annotated as Ionotropic receptor 56d. Lineage: Eukaryota; Metazoa; Arthropoda; Insecta; Diptera; Drosophilidae. The record is from RefSeq and is a predicted model, not a curated record.
AUGGACAAGCUGGCAGCUCAGCUCAUAUUGCGCCCAGCCCGACCCGCUCAGGUGGCUACGCCAACGCCCCAGACGGCUGGGAAUGCGACCAUGGCGAGGCAUAUGCAGAGCAUCAACAAUGAUUUCGUCAUCGAUGUGGUCACACGCAUCGACAGUGUCUAUCACUUUCACAACCUCCUCUUCUACAUAUCGGAGAAGCUAAAUUUGAAUAGUCCGGCCGGUAGCGAAUUCUUCAGGAAGUUCUGGAAGCAGUUUCCCCUCGUGCCGCGCAUCAUCGUGCGAAACAACCGCAGCUCGAUCAACACGAACACCACGAUAAAGAGCCUGAUAAGCACGCCAUCUCUGGUGAUGGUGUUCACCACACAUCACAGCGAUCCCAUCAUGGAAGUCGCCUCGGAGACCCUCAAGGGCAUACGCUGGCUGAAGACGAUCUUCAUUCUGUUUCCAUAUCUGAGCAGUGCGAACUAUCAUGAGAGCUUUGAGACGUUUACCCAAUUCUCGCAAAUAUUCCAGGACGUUCUCCGCUGGAGCUGGACCAAACAGUUCACCAACACGCUGCUGCUGACCAUCAACGACAACGUCUAUCAGCUGAAUCCGUAUCCCACGCAACACUUUGUGAAUAGAACCGAGCACUGGAUGGCUCGAGACUUCUUUCAGAAACUCAGCCAUAAUAUGAUGGGAUAUGUGGUGAAUACACCGGUGUUCUAUGAUAUGCCACGCGUGUUCAAGGGAGCGGACCAGAGGACGGUCUACGGCACCAGUGGCAAGCUGUUUCUGGGAUUCCUCGACUUUGUGAAUGCCACGAUGCAUGACACCUCCGCUAACCUAACCAUAACUACCUUCAAUCUGCCGUAUCUCCUAGAGCUCGUCGGCCAGGGCGUCUAUGAGACGCUGAUACACACCUACACCGACCUGAUCGGGAAUUACUCGGUCAGCUUCAGCUAUCCGAUUGGCAUCAACGACUGGUGCCUGAUGGUGCCCUACCGCAACGAUUCGGUGCAGGAGCUGUAUGUACGCGAGGCUCUGCAGGACAACGUCUGGCUGCUGCUAUUACUGACGAUUCUCUAUGUGGGCUUUGGCCUUUGGCUCUGCUCGCCCCAACGGCCGAGGGAUCUCAGUGCCAUUCUGCUGCAAUGCAUCCUCAGUCUGAUCAACAGUCCGCCCACAUCGAUAAUGCGGACUAGGGACAGGCGCAUGCGCUAUCUCUAUCUGGUGCUCACCAUCAUGGGCAUCGUCGCCUCGAACAUGUACAUCAGCAAGAUGGCCAGCUACUUCACCUCGCCGCCGCCCGUGCGUCAGCUGAAUACCCUGCAGGACGUUAUCGACGCCAAUCUGAUCAUCUACGUGCAGGACUUUGAGUACAAGUUUCUGGCCCGUAAGAGGGAUCAGUACUCGGAGCGCUUUCUUCAACAAGUCGUCGUUGCGGAUGCGAGGUUUAUUCAGCGGCAUCGCGAUCUGCUGAACGCAAGCUACGGCUACUUUGUGUCCAGCGAUCGCUGGGAUCUGAUCAUGAUGCUGCAGAAGCAUCUCCGGGUGCCGGUCUUCAGGCUAACGCAAAUCUGCUCGGGUCCCUUUUACCACGUUUUCCCCAUGCAUAUGGACUCGCAUCUGCAGUCGCCGCUGCAGAACUUUAUACUGAUUUCCCAGGAAUCGGGCCUCAGGCAUCACUGGAAGUGGGAGUCCUUCUGGGAGGCACUGUACAUGCGCGUCAUUCACUUUAUAAUUCUGCAUGAGCAGCCACAGCCACUGAGCAUGGCCUUCUUGUCCAGCAUGAUGCGCACCUGGUGCAUGGGUCUUGUCCUAGCUGGCACGGCAUUUAUCCUGGAGAUGAAAUGGCAUCAGCAUGUGAUGCAGGCGCAUGGCCACAAGCUGUGGCACAAACUGAGAACUGCAGUAAAAAGGCGCCGAAGCUGCAGGAGAUGA